UUUGUUUCCUUAUUUAUGUUUUUGUUUUUUUUAAUGUAGUUCUCUGUCCUGCAUAUACACCUGCAUGCCAGAAGAGGGCAUCAGAUCCUUUUAUAGAUGGUCAUGAGCCAUCCUGUAGUUGCUGGGAACUGAGCUCAGGACCUCUGGAAGAGAAGCCAGUGUUCUUAACAGCUGAGCCAUCUCCCCAGCCCAGGGUUUUUGUUUGUUUUGUGUGUGGGGUUGGGUUUUUGUUUUGUUUGAGACAGGGUUUCUCUGUGUUGGCUGUUCUGGAACUCUUUGUAGACCAGGCUGGCCUCAAACUCACAGAGGUCCGACUGCCUUUGCCUCUCCAAGGGCUGGGAUUACAGGCGUGCACCACCAAUGCCCGGUUAUUAAAAAAUAAAAAUAAAUUAAAAUUACCUUUUGGGGCUUAAGUGAAAACUGAAACUCAGUUCAGAAAAGUGCAAUGACUUUUGGUUGAUGGUAGGGUCUGAUGUGUCAUUUCGCAGAGGAGGCAGUUAUCUUCAACAGAGCUUCGGGGGGUGGGGACCCUCUGGGGUGUGGCUAGGGAGCAUUCUUAUCUCCCUGGCCAGCCUAAGCUCCCUGGCGCCCGUCCUGCACCCAAGCGUGGGCUUUGUGCCAUGGAGUCUGUCUUUCUGCUCCCGUUGCUCUUGCUGGUGGCCCUCUACCUGAGGGGUGGGAGCCCCGAACAUGAGUGGAUACAAAGUUCUCCCGUGCCUUCCGUGACCUCAGCAACUUUCUGGGUGCGUCUCAGUCCGGAGCUGCAUGCGGUGCCUCCCGGGGGCUCGGUGUGGCUUAACUGCAGCCACAGCUGCCCCCUGCCGGCGCGUUCCAGCCUGCACACUCAGCUGCGCCAGGGAAAGACACACAAUGGAUCCGGCUGGGUGUCUUACCAGCUCCUGAAUGUGAGGGCCUGGAGUUCCAAGGUGCGCUGCGUCGUCACCUGCGCGGGAGAGACGCGGGAGGCCACCGCCAGAAUCACCGCUUACAGACCGCCCAGAAGCGUGAUCCUGGAGCCUCCCGUCCUAGUUGGUCACAAGUACACUUUGCGCUGCUAUGUGACACACGUGUUCCCCGUGGGGUUCUUGGUGGUGAGCCUGAGGCGAGGUGGCCGAGUGAUUCAUUUUGAAAGUUUGGAGCGCUACACCACCUCCUACCUGGCUAAUGUCACUUUGACCCACGUGAUGCGGGCCGGACCCAACGACCUCUUGCAGCCGCUCACCUGCCAUGCGCGCCUCAAUCUCGACGGGCUAGUGGUGAGCAGCAGCUCCGCACCUGUUAUGCUGACGGUCCUGGCUUUGAGCCCAGCCGCGAUAGCCUUGGCCUCUACCUCCAUUGCAGCCGUGGUGGGGGUCCUCCUGGCUGUGGGGACCGUCUCCUUGCGCAAGUAUCGGGCCCUGAAGACACAGUUAUAGACAGAUGUUCGCUGCCUGACGAGAAGGAGGGGAGAAGAAGUCCAGAGUAAUUAAUUCAGUCACAAUCCCGUUGGAAUAAUAAAGCCUUCUCUCUCGGU
This is a messenger RNA of Meriones unguiculatus (Mongolian gerbil), 1513 nucleotides long. RefSeq names its product intercellular adhesion molecule 4 (Landsteiner-Wiener blood group) (gene Icam4). The record is from RefSeq and is a predicted model, not a curated record. Gene Ontology annotation, molecular function: integrin binding. Lineage: Eukaryota; Metazoa; Chordata; Mammalia; Rodentia; Muridae. Gene Ontology annotation, biological process: cell-cell adhesion. Bases 621 to 1415 code for a protein of 264 amino acids. The transcript has 3 exons. Gene Ontology annotation, cellular component: membrane.